GCCGCCAGGCUGCAGCCCACCCCGGCUCCGCACCGGCCUCCUCCCCUGCACGGGCAGCUCUACCCCGGCCCCAAAACAACCCUCACCCACCCCCACCGCCGUAACGCCACCGCUGACCGGCAGUCACCCCCAGCGCCGCAGCCUGCCCCCGCACUGCGCGGCUUCCCGGUCAGGGCGGGGCCGGGGCUGCCUGCCCCUUCCCGGCGUGCCCGUAGGGAGCGCAACGCGCAGGCGCCGGAGCGGAGCUGAGCCGAGAGGAUCGCGACGGGCGACCGCGGCCUGCGGUGGUCCCCAGCCACCGCCGCUGGGCGCCAUGUGGGUGGCGCUGGCCCUGCUGGUGCUCGAGGCGCUGCUAGUGCCUCGCCGGAGCGCGGCCUCCCGCGGCGAGCAGCCGCCCGCAGUGCCUUCACCAAUGCAGACUGUAGUAACAUCAGAAAAUUUCAAAACUGUCUUGCAUUGGCAAUAUCCAUCUACGUCUGAAACUCCUCAUUUUAUUGUGGAAAUCAAACCUUACAAUCCAGGUCGCUAUGAGAUUGUCUCAACGUGUGCGAACAUCUCGGCUCAUUCUUGUGAUCUCUCAAGGGAAAUAGAUAAGCCCCUUGAAUCUCACUGGUUUCGAGUUAAAGCUGUUGUUGGGUCACAACAGUCUGAGUACGUUGAGACAGAUGAGUUUAUUUUGCGAAAGCAUGGAAAAAUAGGACCACCAAAACUGAGUCUCUCAAGGGAUGUUAAUAAAAUUGUAGUUAAUAUUUACCAUCCUGCAUUCCCAUCUGUGGAACGUCUUCCUUGGAUCAAAGAGAUUUAUUCAGACCUCACAUACUCGGUGACAUUUCGGGAUAGUGAAAAUAAGAGUAAACAAGAGUUCCAUGAAGUCACCUGUACCAUAGAUAAAUGUAACCUCAACAUCUCAGUUCCUACUGAAGGUUCCACUUACUGUGUUUCAGCGAAGGGAACUUUAGAAGACUAUGUGAUGUUUGGUGCCCCAUCAGAAGAAACCUGUAUUCAUGUUCCUCUCAAGCAGACACUGAGCACAAUAGACACCUUCAUUCUCUGUGGUGUUAUUCUGGGCGUGAGUCUAAUUUUGAUUGUGAGUCUAAUUUAUGUCUGCAAGAACCUGAGGAAGAACAACAUAAAGCUGCCAAAGUCUUUGGUCACUGUGAUAAGAAACCUGAACACAGACACCAUUGUCGACUCAAGAUCUGAGGCAAGAUACACAUCUGUAAUAAGCUUCAUGUCUGGCCAGUCAGCGUUGCCACUGAAUGGUGAAGUAACCUCGCUGGAGGUGGAGCCAGAAGAUGAAACUGUUAGUCCUGACAGUUCCCGUGAAGGAGCAUCUUCUGUUCCUCCCCCAGAGUCACCAGCCAAAACAGAAGAGGUGUUUGUGCAGGAAGGCACAGAGGAGAUACCUACUGAUGAUGAACAUAACCACCAAGUAAAGGAGACUUAUGUCAUAUCUGACAGUGGCCAAAUGGAUACAUUCAGUAACUCUUCAGGUGCAGAUGUUUCUGCCACAGAAAUAUGCCAAACAGUAAUUCCAAGCAGCUGUCCCAAGUUUUCUGGCUAUGACAAGCCUCAUGUGCCAUUAGAUAUGUUGGUAGAUGUUGGUGAAGAACAGCCUGUGAAAGGUUACAGGCUGACUGACUAACCAGGAUAGCUGAAGCGUUUAACCAGGACUCAGGAAGAACUGUAUUACUGAAGAUAAUGUAAAGUCUUCAUUAUAUCAUGAACAUGUACAAGGUGUGUUUGUUCUGAGCCUAUCAAAGUAACAACAUCAUGCAGAGGGAUUAAAUAGGACUGAAAGUAGCACCUGAAAAGACCAUAAAGAGUGGAAGGAAGUUUCAUGAUCAGUUUAGUGAUUUAUGUGAUAUACACAAACACUUAUAUUUCCUGUUUGAAAGGGAAUUUGUUUGUUUGUUUUUAACAGUACUCUGUGGAGAACAAACUUCAUGGAGAUAUAAAAAACACCAGCUGUAUCAUUUUUUUCCUUGGUAACAUAAGUCUUAUGACUAAAAAGCUCUUUUUUAAAAUGCUGCUAUUUGUGUAUAGCUGCAUCCAUUUGGAUCACUUAGAUAUGUUGUGUAGAGAUGUCACAUUCUGGUUAAUUCUUGUAUUAGCAUGCUGGCUCUUUGUCAUUGGAAAAGAAAGAAAAAUCUAACAGGUGAUUGCACAAAUUCUUUAGAAAAUGUUUUCAAAAUUCAAAAGGCUGCUUUUCCCCAGAACAUUUUUAUCCUAAUUUUUAAAACAGUAUGAUUUUUUUUUUAAUAGAAAUCAGCAAUACUUCUUCCAAACACGUUUUCCAGCAGGUUGAAAGUAAGUGCCAUUUUCCCCUCUUUUUAUUAUGUAAUUCAGAAACUACACCGAAUUACCUUGCUCUCAAAAGAUAUCCCAGGGCAAUGGAAAGGUGGUGUCAUAAGUUGUGGUUUGUAAGUUGUCAUCUUGCAACCCUCUGAAUUUUGUAGCAUGAGGUUAUAGUUUUGAAAACUGAAGGAUCAGCAUUUUAUUUUUUUAUAUUUAAAAACUUUUGAAUCUAAUGCCUGCCAUCCAGUUAUUUCCCUGCAGUCAAGAAUUGGUGGGUAUUUUCUGUUUGUCAGGAAAGUUUACAAUAGCUCUUAAUGAAGCUUAGUUCAGAAAGAAGUUGUUGUUUUACAGACACAAGGUGUUGCUUUUAUACAAAGCUGUCUUUAUUUUAAAAUACUUUUUUUUUUUUGUAGGAUUAUCAGAAAUGUUUGCAUGUUAUAGCUGGUGAUUUUAAAGGAAAACCAGUAUCCUAGUACUUCGGUCCUUCCGUUUCUCAGUGUUAUGAGUAUUCCUGAGAUAAAGUUAGUUUAUACAGCAAUUUCUGGACUGCUUCCGUUCCUGCAGAUAUCAGACAUGAACCUACAGUAGCACAUACACAUUCCAAAAGAUUGAAAUACAAUAGCUAUUUUUCCUUUCUCUACUCACACAAAAAUAACAGAUCUGUUAGCAGGGUUUUGAUAAUUUUAGGAAAAGCCAAAUUUUAUAGUUAUGGCGUAAUGGAAAGCCCAACUAGAAAGACUUCAGUAUCUGUUAGCUGGCUUAGAUUUGUUUCUGCAUUACAUUCAAAUGUAGUGAGACUCUCUAUUAACUUGUAUAAUGGCAUGUUCUGGGUUGCAUUCCUGGAAGGCAUUGUUUGAAACUUACUGCUCAGCAUCUGCUAGUGUGUCGAUAUCUCCAUUGCAGGAAAUAACUCUUAGUGUUAGAAGAAGGCUUUAGAAAUCAGAAUUAACUUGUACUUGAAAUUUCAACUAAACUGACUGUUCAGUUAAUAGUAUGGUGCUAGGAUAAAUGUAAAGACAAAGAUGUUAAGAUGGAUCAGCAAUGACACAGAAAUACACAGAAAAAAAAUGGCAUGGCAGGUGGUUACCUAUCAUGGAAAAACACUGUUCUGUAAGCUGAAAAUCAGGCACAGCAGUGCCUUGUGCCAUACAACAUGCAUAAUACAUAUAUACGUACAACUGACCUCUUCCUGUUUACUAUUACAAGGUUAAAUGUAUUUUGUUUAAUUAAAUUUUCUGAAUUGUAAUUGUAAAAGCCACUGAAGUAGCACCCUCCUUGUAGGUUAUGUCUUCUGUACGCUGUGUAACCAAUAAGUAGCCAAUAGCACAGGGACAGUUUAGAUGUUUAAAUUGCUCAGGCCAGCUUGCAGAUUUUAUAAUUGCGAAAUAAAUACGUUUAAGGGUGCGCAAAGCACCAGAUUCUUGUAUUAGCUGUGACCAGCUGAAAAUUGACACAAGAAUGUGUUCCCUGGGUCAAUAAGCCCUAUUUCCCCUAGUCGUCUUUCCUGCAGUUGUUAGUAGUGAUACUAAGAGAGAGCCUAAAACCAGCGCAAGUGCAUGAUGGUAUUUCUGCAAGAAUACAGUCGAGCAGCCUGCAGUGUUAGGACUUCUUGGGACAGGGAACACAGACAUGCCUACCCAGCUACAGCUGGUUAGAUUUGCUUUUGCUGUUCUGUAAUACCAAAUACCUGAGAUGUGGUUUGAAAGCUGUCAGGUAGUAUUUGUCUCUGCAUUUUCACUUAACUAGUAAGUGAGUUUAAAUAAAUUAAUAUUCUUGUGAUGAAGAAGUAGUUUGCUUAAAUUCUGGAUAUUCACGCAUGACAACUUGGCAUGAGCUGUCAGUGGCUAACACUUACAGGUUCAAAAUUAUUUUGUAUUCAUGCCUUAUACAGAUAUAUCAGCUAUCCCGUAUAACACGAGAUGUUUCGGUUGAUUUUUGCUCGUCAUGGCUGCUCAGCAUUCUUCCUGUCUGCUAAAGAUAAUGGAAUCUAAUCUAAGACUCCAAAACAUUAUAUCCUCUGUUAGAGACAUCACACACAGCACAUCGACCUAAUACCUGACAAUAUUUCUUUAGUUCUCAUUUUUGCAUGGUCAUUGUAACUUUUUGUCUUCAGACAUACAACUAAGAAUGAAGCACUGUGGUAGUACUGCGUGCUGCCACAGAAGCAUUGAGUGUUCUGCUUUUGUGCUUUUUCCACAUAAAUCGAUAAUGCAGUUAAAAAAAAAAAAAUCAUUCUUGUUGAAGCUACUGACAUCUAUGAAAUCAGGAUGUCCUGUAGUGUCCCAGUUGCUUAGAACAAACAUGCAUAUUUGUAUGUAGUCCUUCACUAGGUAAGGUUGCAGGAAGGGGAACUUGCAUGAGAAGAGCUGUUUUUCUCAAGGCUAGAAAUCACCAGCUACUCUGAAGUGGUGUCAUGUAAACAGUUUAGUAUUAGUAAAUAAGCCAUUGUACUUUGUUCAAAUUAAUAGUUUCAGCAUGUCUUAAACAAACAAGUCAAGCACAAAGGACCUUUCCUCUUAUAAGUGACCUGCACAUAUAUUUUUUGAAUGUUUUUUUAAAAACUCAGUCCUUUAAUUAUGGAGCCAAUUUUUAUUAAUAUGCUUUCAAUAUUCUCUAAAUCAAUGCAAUCGUUGGGCUAGGUGGGAACUGGAGGGGUCCACAGUUCAUUCUUCUCCCCAGAACUUCCUACUAUGCAUUUGUCUAAAAACUCCAUGACCCCAUUCUAGGAGUUUUUAUGCCUAAAAAGUGUUUUCUAGUGUUUAAUGGAAGUCUUUCUGACUUCAGAAAUUAAAUGAUCCAUAAUGGAACUGCUGAAACAUACUUUAGUUCUUGUGUGAAAUCUGUAACUAAACUACUUGUAAAUACUGUAAAUACUGUAAAUACGUAUAGUGUGCAUGUAAUUAAACAUAGCCAAUUACAGUAUUCUGCUUUCUCUCUCUCUCUCUCCCUCUCUCACCCCAGUAGCUGAUUGUGGAGAGGGAUGAGGGUUGAUGCACAGCAGCUCUUUGUGACACAUUGAUUCUCACUACACCAUUGGCUUUGCAAUUUCUUUUCUGUCCUCUGACGCUAUUGAUGCAGCCUCAGAUAAUGUCAGUCCCAUUCUGUUGCUUGAGCCUGGGGACUCUCCUUAUGUUGUAUUCAAAAGCUAUGGACAAGGAUUAAAUGGUCACACCAUUCCAAUGGAUUUAUUACUACAGAGCAAGGAAAGCUGGGCUUCCUUGAAACUUACUGGUCACUGUAUUUGAAGUUUAAGUGAUCAUAAAAGUCUUAUUUACCUGGUGUUUACUUCUUAAUAGUGAGCAUGUGCAUUCUUAUGUUCAUCCUGGAAAUGAGCCAUUUGUCUUUGAGCAUCAUGAUAAUUUACCCAAAAGAAUGUAGCCUACUGUUAGAAGAAUUUUGGUUUCACUUGUCUGUCAAAUCUAGAAUGUGCAAUUUAAAAAUGUUUUCUACUCCUCAUCAGCAUGUUUAGUCCUUCCAAGUAACUUCUUAAGAUUAUGACUAGUGCUAUUUCUGGACUGAAUCCAGUAAGAACAGUCAUACCUUAGGAAUUCAGACUCUCUUACAAGUGGCUGUGCAGAUUAGAACCAUAGAAUGAUAGAACAGUUGGGGUUGGAAGGGAUCUUCAAAGGUCAUCUAGCCCAACCGCUGUAAUGAUCACGGACAUCUUCAACUAGAUCAGGUUGCUGAGAGCCCCAUCCAGCCUGGCCUGAAAUGUCUCCGGGCAGCGGGGCGGGGGCAGGGGGGGGCCACAUCUACCACUUCUCUGGGCAACCUGUUCCAGAUUGAGCGGAGUCAGAACACAUGGAAAAACUUGAAUUUAUGGUAUGUCUGCAUUAAUUGCUACAUUUAUAUUUGUAACAUAGAUUCUGUGAGUUUUAGUAAUGGAUUGGUGUUUUUAUUAACCCAUUAUGAAUUAUAGUCAAAACAGUUUUGUUUCCUGAGGUUCUGGGGUUUUUUAUCUCAUCAGAACACCGUUCUCACCCUGAUGUAACUUGCCCAUUUGUAUAAUUGGACAAUGACAGGAUAGCUGAUCAGACUGAAAAUUAACUUUGCACUUAUGUGGGGGCAAAGAAAUUUUAUUUUCUACUGUCCAGCCACAGCUUAAAAGAGGAAAUGCAUUACACACAGAAAACAACGAGCAGACGAGCCAGACGGUUCUGCCAGCCAACUUGCUCAGUGUUCUGCAAAGAUAAUCCUGCAGCUGUCAAAUACUUGCAACGUGUACAGCAGAGCAGUAAGCACCAGUGUCAUGUCUGAUCUGGUUUAUUCCACUACUGACAUCUCUUGGGUACCACAGACUCUGAAAGGUUGCUUGAACAAAUUCUGCCCCUUCAAAAAUACCCUUCCACAAAGAGUAUAUAGAAUCCUUUCAGUUUGAAAAUACAGAGUGAAAAUAAUAAAAAUCUAACACACCAGA
This is a messenger RNA of Columba livia (rock pigeon), 6715 nucleotides long. RefSeq names its product interferon gamma receptor 1 (gene IFNGR1). Gene Ontology annotation, molecular function: cytokine receptor activity; cytokine binding. Gene Ontology annotation, cellular component: plasma membrane. The record is from RefSeq and is a predicted model, not a curated record. Lineage: Eukaryota; Metazoa; Chordata; Aves; Columbiformes; Columbidae. Gene Ontology annotation, biological process: cytokine-mediated signaling pathway. Bases 314 to 1645 code for a protein of 443 amino acids. The transcript is spliced from 7 exons.